AUGAUAGACUUUGGAGGGUGGCUACCAGGCGGAGGUGGCGCCAAGCAGGGCGCUGCAGAAGGUGGAAAGGGCGUCAUGGAGUUGGAGCUGCCUGUCGGAGAAGAAGGCGAGAGUGGGAGACCCACACCAAGAUGGCAGGAGGCCAGGGAGUGGAAAGAGGAUACUGGAGGCGGGUUUGAAGCAUCGGUGAUAGGCAGAAUGAUUGGAGAUGUAGCAAGAGGUGUCAACUUCACAAUGAGUGAGGCGAAGGAAGAGAAAAAGGACGAUGACGAAGAUCCGCGAUUGGACUUCAUCUUUGCGUAUCUCGCAAGAUCGCUGAGAAUAAAAUCCGAAAAAUGGACGAAAAUGUUGAGCAACGAAGACACGAAUAAAAUUGUGAUGGAUUUUUUGGAUAAGACAACAGAAUAUUUGUUAAUUGUCACAGUCAAUACUGCUGGACAGCUUAUACCUAUCAACAGUUUCCCAGUUAACAGUAAAACAAAAUGUUGUUAUUUUAUCAAAUGUUACAAAGAGCCAGUAACAUCUCAGAACUAUCAGAAAGUAUUGCUUUGUGGAGAUAUGUCAUCAAAACCUAUUGAUGAAUUAUCUGUUUUAGUUGCAGAGGUUUUUGUACCUCUUCUAUCAAACCCUGGGAAUCACAGAGGAUGGCCAAAAGUUGUGGCAGAGGAUAUACAAAGACAUAUACAUGAACUCAAAAGCAUUGUGUAUGAAGUUAGAGGAAAAAUUACUGGCCAUACACUACUGCCAAUGCCAGCUGGAGUGGAGAGAGUUCACCAAGCCCUAGUUGAUAUUACUGAGAGCAAAGGCGAAAAAGUAGACCUGUACUUGAAAAGUGCAAUUGAAGGAGUGAUCAUCAAAUGGGCAACACAGAUAAAUGAAGCUGUAAAGGAAGAAUCUUCUGAUGCCUUUGAAAAUGGUCAGCACCCAACACCUGCAGCUGAAAUUUUGUUUUGGAAUAACCGUCUGAAGAACAUGGAAAAUUUGUACCAUCAGAUGCGUGACCCUCGAGUUGUGGAUAUGGCUUCAAUACUAGAGCUGACUGAUAGUGCAUAUUUCCCAUGCUUCAAGUCAAUGUUCCGCAAUGUAGUAGCAGCUGUUGCAGAAGCACGUGACAUAGUCAUAUACUUGAAGCCACUGCAAAAAUAUUUUGAUCAGUUAGAAAAUACCAUCUUUUGUGAAUGUCAACCUAUUUUGUGGCCACUUAUGCAUACAGUGUGCCUCGUGUGGGCAAACAGCCGAUAUUACUGCAACAAUUCAAAAAUUACUGUACUUAUAAAGGAAAUAUGUAAUCUGCUUAUUCAAGAGGCAAUUAAAUACCUAGAUCAAUCUACCAUUUUCCAAGCAGAAGUUGAAGAGUCAUAUGACAAGAUUCUGAAGUGUAUCGAUACACUUGAACUUUUUCAUGAUAUCUUUGAUGAAUGUCGCACAUCUCUAGCAUCAUACUUUAAGGGAAAUAAUGAACCAGUUCCUUGGACUUUUGACACAAAAUUGGUAUUUGAAUAUGAAAAUCAAUUUAUGGACAGAUUGAAGCUAAUUAAGGAGUUCUUUGUGACAGCACUUGAAUUUUUUAAACUGGAGAAAGUUGAGAUUGGAGGAGGGAAGGGGCGAGUACUUGGCCCAAAAGUACAAAAAAUUUACUCUGAUUUUUGUGACUUAUAUGGUCAAUUUGGGAGCAUUACAUACAAUCCAUUUGACCCCACUGAUAAAAGUUUUGUGAAAGAUUAUUCAGUCUUCAGAGAGAAAAUUGAGGACUUUGAUCGCAAACUUGCUACUCUUUUGUGUCAAGCCAUUGAUGAUUGCUACAAUCUUGAGAGCAUUUACAAGUUUAUCAACAUAGCUGGGACCCUUCUUGAACGUGAUAUUGUUAAGACGGCAAUUGAGCCAAAGUACUCUGUCAUUCUCACAAUGUUAGGAGAAGAGAUGGCCACUGUUCAGGAACUUUUUGAAGAACAUCAGAUGCUGUACUCACAGAGGAAGUAUGUGCCCGCUGAUAUGAAUUUCCCUCCAGUGGCUGGAGCCAUUAUGACAAUCCACAAAUUACGAGAGAGAGUUCGACCGCAUAUUGAGAACUUGAAAUCAUUUGAUAAUCCACUGAGGAAGUCUGAAGAAGCAGAAAACCUCAUAAGAAGAUGUGAUAAUUUAUUUGAAUCUCUUGAUUCAUUUGAAGAUUAUAUUUUCACUAAUUGGAUGACCACCGUUCCUAACAUCUGUGCAGAAAAUCUAAAUAAAACCAUAUUAACAAGAAAGAAGGGUUUUACUCUGAACUUAAACUUCAGUGAAGAACUUGUAAUACUUCUCCGAGAAGUGAGAUACUUAAAGAUGCUGGGGAAAGAUGGGAUCCCUGAGGAGGCCAUCAACCUGCAUCAGAGGGAUGAAACAUUUAGACAGUGGAUAUUCAGCCUGAAUGCUUGCAUUAACUCGUACAACCAGAUUAGGCAAUGCAGCCAUCCAGUUGAAUUUGAUUUGGUUGUUGAUGAUAUUGAACGUAUUGACUUAUUGAUUUCUGAGGCACAUGAAUCACUAAACUGGAAUUCUGCAGUUUGGGAUUUUGUUGAUAAAUUCAAAAGCAUGGUAAAACAACUUCAUGAGAGAGUUACUAAUGCACAAUCAAAUAUUAAAAAAAUCAGAGAUCUUAUGGGUGCUUGGUCUACAACUCCAUUAUAUGAACGGAAGGAGCGAAAGAAAUUUGCUCUGCUUAAUAUUGAAGACCGUUUGGAAAAUGUGCAAAAGAGGUAUGUUCAAGUUCAAAGUUUCUCUCUUGAAAUUGAACAUGUCAUUUCUCAUUUGCAGUUGAAGCUGAAUGAUAAAAAAUGUAGUGAGAAAUGGCUGGCCUACGUAAGAUAUGUUGAUGAAAUCGUAACUGAAGGGCUUCUAAAUGCUAUUGGAGGCAGUUUGCAGUUCCUCAUGGAUGAAAUGGAUGAGAAACGUAAAAGGCCACCCUUGUUUGAAGUAUCACUAGAGUUACAGGAACCAGACCUUGUAUUUGUUCCUUCACUGGAUGUAAAUGACCCUAAAAGUUUCUAUUCUCUUAUCCAGAGCAUUAUAAAUGACAUUACAUACAUGGCUACUAUUAUUCCUCGUGUAGCUCCGAACCCUGGACAAAUUGAUUAUAAGGAAGAAAUGGAGUCAAAUGCAGACUUAAUUGAAAUGAAAGAAGAAACACUGACACGUGUUCAGCAAGUAAUAGAUCAAGCUAUAUCUUAUUGCGAAAAUUUUGAAGAACAUUCAUAUCUGUGGUUGGAUGACCGUGAAGCAUUUCUUGAACAGUUUUUGGAAUAUGGUCCCCAGCUGACAUGUGAAGAAGUUGACACUACAAACACUGGUACGGAAGAGCAACAAGAAGUUGACACGAAACCUACUCUGCAGCACUUCAAAGAGCAGAUCGAUCAUUAUGAAAAUCUAUAUAUGGAGAUAGAAAGGAUGGAUACAGAAAAAAUAUUUUCUAGUUGGUUUCGUGUAAACUUGCGUCCAUUUAAACAAGCUUUACUUAACACAGUAUGCAAAUGGAGCAAUAUGCUAAAGCAGUAUUUAGCAGUACACGUCAAAAACAGCCUUCAAGAGCUAAAUGACUUUAUUGAUGAAGCAGAUAAUGGUCUCCUGCAGCCAGUUUUGGAAGGGGACUAUGAUGGCCUUCUGAAAGUAAUGGGGUACCUGUUUCAUGUAAAGGAAAGGACACCAAAAACAGAUGAAAUGUUUGAGCCUAUUAAGGAAAUGAUUGAUCUGCUAAAGACAUAUGAUGUUGAAUUUUCAGAAGAAGUGUACUUACAGCUACAGGAACUGCCUGAACGAUGGAAUGCUACAAAGAAGACUGCUGUAACUGUGAAACAGCAAGUUACUCCACUUAUGGCUGCUGAGGUUACGCUUAUCAGGAAGCGAAUAAACUUAUUUGACCUGAGACAAAACCAGUAUCGAGAAUAUUUUCGAAAACUGGAUUUAUUCAAGUAUGGCUGUGAUGAUGCAUACACUUUAAUGGAUGUUACACAUACCAUAAUUACAGAAAUGGAAGAGCAAAUGACAGUGCUCCAGGAACAGGCAUCAUUAUUUGAAGUGACAGUCCCUGAAUACAAGCAACUUAGGACAUGUUGCAAAGAAAUAAAAAUGUUAAAGACUUUAUGGGACUAUAUAUACAUUGUGAGAUCAUACAUAGAUGACUGGAAGACUACACCAUGGAAGAAAAUUGAUGUAGAAAACAUGGAUCAGGAAUGCAAAAAGUUUGGUAAAGAAAUCCGAGGUCUCGAUAAGGAAAUGCGAUCCUGGGAUGCCUAUGUAGGUCUUGAGGCUACUCUGAAGAAUUUGAUGACCUCUCUCAGGGCUGUGACAGAAUUACAGAAUCCCGCAAUAAGAGAGCGACACUGGGAACAGCUAAUGGCAGCCACAAAGGUUAAAUUUGUAAUGGAUGGUUCAACAACUUUAGCUGAUCUAUUGGCUCUUAACCUACAUGAGUUUGAAGAUGAAGUUAAGAAUAUUGUUGACAAAUCUGUUAAAGAAAUGUCAAUGGAAAAGGUACUUAGGGAACUUGAAAUUACUUGGGCAGCUAUGGAAUUUGAUCAUGAAGUUCACACUCGUACUAACUGCGUUAUUUUGCGAGCUAGUGAGGAGCUAAUAGAAACUCUUGAAGAAAACCAGGUAUUGUUACAAAAUCUCAUGAGCUCAAAGUACAUUGCAUAUUUUUUGGAAGAAGUUUCAGACUGGCAGAGGAAAUUGUCCAAUGCAGAUCAAGUAAUAUCGAUAUGGUUUGAAGUUCAGCGCACCUGGAUGCAUUUGGAAUCUAUAUUUAUUGGAUCUGAAGAUAUCCGUAACCAGCUACCAGAAGAUUCUAAAAGAUUUGAUAAAAUUGAUAAAGAAUUUAGAGAAAUGUUAGAAGUUAUGUCAAAGAUGCCAAAUGUUGUUCAAGCCACAAACUGUCCUCACUUGUUUGAAAGGCUGGAGGUUCUUCAGGAACAACUUACACUGUGUGAAAAAGCUUUGGCUGAAUAUCUGGAAACUAAGAGACUGGCAUUUCCACGCUUUUAUUUUGUUUCUUCUGCUGACCUGUUGGAUAUUUUAUCUAAUGGAAACCAACCUGAACUUGUAGCAAGGCAUCUCACAAAGCUGUAUGAUUCUCUUGCGAGACUCAAAUUCUGUCAGGAAGAUGGCAAAAAUACCAAGUAUGCAGAAGGAAUGUUUGCUAAGGAUGGAGAAUAUGUUGAGUUCAAUGGACAGUGUGACUGUUCAGGCAAGGUGGAGGUUUGGUUGAGCAGAUUAACUGACACAAUGCGUCAGACAUGUCGCUAUUACUUUGGUGAAGCUGUAUCAUCAUAUGAUGAAAAACCACGUGAACAGUGGCUUUUUGACUUUCCAGCUCAGGCAUCUCUCUGUGGUACUCAGAUUUGGUGGACAUCUGAAGUGAACAUGUCUUUCUCCAGACUUGAAGAGGGUUUUGAAAAUGCGCUUAAAGAAUACCAAAAAAAGCAAAUAAUGCAGCUUAGUAUUCUGAUUUCACUCUUACUGGGCGAUUUAACAAAAGGAGACAGACAGAAGAUAAUGACAAUAUGUACCAUAGAUGUUCAUUCCCGUGAUGUUGUGGCUAAAAUGAUUCAGAUGAAAGUGGAGAGUGCAUCAGCAUUUCAGUGGCAGUCUCAGUUGAGACACAGAUGGGACGAUCAGUUAGCAGAUUGCUUCUGCAACAUAUGUGAUGCUCAAUUUCAGUAUGCUCAUGAGUAUCUUGGCAACACACCACGGCUUGUGAUAACCCCUUUAACAGACCGCUGCUAUAUUACAUUAACCCAGUCCUUGCAUUUGACAAUGGGAGGAGCCCCAGCAGGACCAGCUGGUACUGGGAAGACAGAGACCACAAAAGACCUAGGGAGGGCCAUGGGUGUUAUGGUAUAUGUGUUCAACUGCUCUGAACAGAUGGAUUACAAGUCAUGUGGCAACAUCUACAAAGGCCUUGCACAAACUGGAGCUUGGGGAUGUUUUGAUGAAUUCAACCGAAUUUCAGUGGAAGUAUUAUCUGUAGUAGCAGUGCAGGUGAAAUCCGUACUAGAUGCCAUAAAAGGCACCAAAAAAACUUUUAGCUUCAUGGGCCAGGAAAUAGCCCUUGUGCCAACAGUUGGCAUGUUUGUCACCAUGAAUCCUGGAUAUGCUGGCAGGACAGAGCUACCUGAGAACCUGAAGGCAUUGUUCAGACCGUGUGCCAUGGUGGUGCCUGAUUUUGAGUUAAUAUGUGAAAUAAUGUUGGUAGCUGAAGGAUUUCAAGAGGCUCGUAUCUUGGCUCGGAAAUUCAUUACUUUAUACACUCUUUGUAGAGAGCUACUGUCUAAACAGGAUCAUUAUGACUGGGGUUUAAGGGCCAUCAAGUCUGUUCUUGUUGUGGCUGGCUCACUCAAGCGUGGAGAUCGAGGCAGACCUGAGGAUCAAGUAUUGAUGAGAGCUUUGAGGGACUUCAACAUACCUAAAAUUGUAACAGAUGACAUACCAGUUUUCAUGGGACUUAUAGGUGACUUGUUUCCAGCUCUUGAUGUGCCAAGAAAGAGAGACUUAGAAUUUGAAAAAAUGGUAAAGCAAGCUGCACUUGACUUGAAACUACAGCCUGAAGACAAUUUUAUUUUAAAGAUUGUUCAACUUGAAGAAUUAUUAGAAGUACGACAUUCAGUAUUUAUUGUUGGCAAUGCCGGAACAGGAAAAACUAUGGUUUGGCGCUCAUUGUUCAAAACAUAUCAGAAUAUGAGAAGAAAACCUGUAUUCAAUGAUCUUAAUCCUAAGGCAGUUACAAACGAUGAACUUUUUGGCAUAAUCAAUCCAGCAACAAGAGAGUGGAAGGAUGGCCUUCUUUCAGCCCUCAUGCGAGAUCAGGCCAAUUUAUCUGGUGAUGGACCAAAAUGGAUUGUUCUUGAUGGAGACAUUGACCCUAUGUGGAUUGAAUCUUUAAACACAGUAAUGGAUGACAAUAAAAUUUUGACACUUGCUAGUAAUGAGCGUAUUGCUCUAACACCUGUGAUGCGCCUGCUUUUUGAAAUAUCCAGUUUACGAACUGCCACACCUGCCACAGUAUCUCGAGCAGGAAUAUUGUAUCUAAAUCCUCAGGAUCUUGGAUGGAACCCGUAUGUCACCAGUUGGGUGGAGACUAGAGAACACCAAGCUGAGAGAUCAAAUCUCAUUGUCUUAUUUGACAAGUACAUUCCUUCAUGCCUUGAAGCUCUGAGAAUGCGAUUUAAGAAAGUAACUCCCAUAGCUGAAAUUUCACAUAUACAAAUGCUGUGCCACCUAUUAGACUGUCUCAUAAUACCUGCAAAUCUGCCAAAUGACUGUCCAAAGGAAUGGUAUGAGAUAUAUUUUGUCUUUGCUUGUGUGUGGGCUUUUGGUGCUGCAAUUUGCCAAGAUCAGUUGGUAGAUUACCGUGUGGAAUUUUCAAAAUGGUGGGCAAAUGAAUUUAAGACGGUGAAAUUUCCAUCACAAGGAACUGUUUUUAAUUAUUUUGUUGACCAUGAAACUAAGAAAUUUCUGCCAUGGGAGGAAAAAGUUCAAAAAUUUGAACUUGAUUAUGAUAUACCACUCCAGUCAUUCUUGGUAUCCACAAAUGAAACUACUAGAAUACGUUAUUUUAUGGAUCUAUUGAUGCAAAAGAGGUUACCUCUUAUGCUUGUCGGAGUGUCUGGUUCAGGCAAAAGUGUUAUUGUAGCUGAUAAAUUAGGAAGUCUGUCAGAGAACUAUGUUAUUACCAAUGUACCUUUCAACUUUUAUACGACAUCCGAAAUGCUACAGAAAGUUCUGGAAAAACCAUUGGAGAAGAAAGCAGGACGCAACUUUGGACCACCUGGAAAUAAGACAAUGAUUUAUUUCAUUGAUGACAUGAACAUGCCAGAAGUGGAUGCAUACGGCACUGUACAGCCUCAUACAUUAAUACGGCAAUAUUUUGAUUACUGCCAUUGGUAUGAUCGCAACAAAUUGACACUUAAGGAUAUUCACAACUGUCAGUACGUCUCAUGCAUGAACCCAACAUCAGGAAGUUUUACAAUCAAUCCUAGACUUCAGCGACAUUUCUGUGUCUUUGCUGUGAAUUUCCCAUCUGAUGAACCACUGUUUCACAUCUAUCACUCAAUCCUCAGUCAACACUUGGCAAAUCCAAUACUUAAAUUCAGCAACAAUGUCUGCAAGAUUUCAUCAGCACUAGUGAAAGCAGCACUGGCGUUACACCAAAAAAUGGCAGCAAUGUUUCUUCCUACGGCCUUAAAAUUUCAUUACAUCUUCAAUCUUCGAGACUUAUCAAAUAUUUUUCAGGCAAUGCUCUUCACUGUUGCUGAUUGUUUGCCAAAUCAAAAUGAACUGAUACGGCUGUGGAUGCAUGAAGCAACUCGUGUGUAUGGAGAUAAACUAGUGGACAAUAGUGAUAUUGAAAGCUUUAACAAAAUACUACAUGACAUUGUUAAGAAAUCAUUUGAAGAACUAGAUGAAAGUGUAUUUCAUAAACCACUUAUAUUUUGUCAUUUUGCAGAUGGUAUCGGAGAAAGCAAAUACAUGCCUGUGAAAGACUGGAAUGUGCUGAGAAGAUUACUUGAAGAUGCUUUGGCACAGUAUAAUGAUCUUGUAGCUGCCAUGAACUUGGUUAUGUUUGAGGAUGCAAUGCAUCAUGUGUGUCGUAUAAAUCGCAUAUUGGAAUCUCCAAGAGGAAAUGCCCUUCUUGUUGGAGUAGGUGGAAGUGGAAAACAGUCAUUAUCUCGUCUUUCAGCAUUUAUUUCAUCUCUUGAAGUCUUCCAGAUCCAGUUACGAAAAGGAUAUGCAAUUAAUGACAUGAAAUCGGAUUUGGGAAAUCUGUAUUACAAAGCUGGCUUGAAAAGUGUGGGGAUAAUGUUUCUGAUGACUGAUUCACAAGUGGCUGAAGAGAAGUUCUUAGUUCUUGUGAAUGACAUGCUAGCAUCUGGAGAGAUCCCAGAAUUGUUUUCUGAUGAUGAAGUAGAAAAUAUUGUUUCUGGAUUAAGAAAUGAAGUUAAAGCAUCAGGUUCUAUUGAUAACAGAGAAAACUGUUGGAAGUUUUUUAUCGAUCGUGUUCGCCGACAACUAAAGGUGGUAUUGUGUUUUUCUCCAGUUGGAUCUACAUUACGUGUAAGGGCUCGUAAGUUCCCAGCAAUUGUGAACUGCACAUCUGUUAAUUGGUUUCAUGAAUGGCCACAGAAGGCAUUAGAAUCUGUAUCAGAACGUUUUCUGUCAGAAAUUUCUGUGCUACCUUCAAAGCUACACAAGUCUGUGUCUCUUUUCAUGGCUUAUGUGCACACAGUUGUGAAUGAAAUGUCACUCACUUAUUUACAAAAUGAACGCCGCUAUAAUUACACUACACCUAAAUCAUUUUUAGAACAGAUCAGUUUGUAUUCAAAACUUCUGCACGAAAAAACUGCUGAGCUACAAGCUCGUAUUUAUCGUUUAACAAAUGGUCUGGAAAAAUUAGCUUGCACUGCUCAACAAGUGGAUGGUCUGAAAGAAGUACUGGCAAAUCAGCAGGUGACUCUUAAAGAAAAGAAUGACGCUGCUGACAAAUUAAUACAAGUUAUUGGGGUUGAAACAGAGAAGGUGUCUAAGGAAAAGGCAAUUGCUGCUGAGGAAGAAAGAAAGGUAAGAAUAAUUGAAGAAGAUGUGAGCCAAAAGCAAAAAAUGUGUGAGGAAGAUUUGAUGAAGGCUGAACCUGCACUUGUUGCUGCUCAAGAAGCAUUGAAUACAUUGAAUAAAAGUAACCUCACAGAACUUAAAUCAUUUGGAGCACCACCGCCAGCAGUGGUCAAUGUUACUGCUGCUGUCAUGGUCCUGUUUGCACCAAAAGGUAGAAUCCCUAAAGAUAGAAGCUGGAAAGCAUGUAAAGUUAUGAUGGCAAAGGUUGAUUCUUUUCUAGACAGUUUAAUACAUUAUGACAAGGAAAACAUCCACCCUGAGGUAAUUAAAGCUUUGCAACCAUACCUUCAAGACCCAGAAUUUGUACCUGAAAACAUACAGGGCAAGUCACUUGCCGCUGCAGGUCUCUGUGCUUGGGUUAUAAACAUCAUGAAAUUCUAUGAAGUUUAUGUUGUUGUUGAGCCAAAGAGACGUGCACUGAACCAAGCCAAUGCAGAGCUAGCUGCAGCUAGGGAACGAUUAAAUUCCCUGAAAGACCAAUUGAAUUCCCUUGAAGCCAAGUUGGCAACAUUAACACAUGAAUUUGAAGAAGCUGUUGCUGAAAAAGUAAAAUGUCAGCAGGAAGCUGAUUCUACUUCACUCACUAUUGACUUAGCAAAUCGUCUUGUUAAUGGCCUAGGAUCAGAGAACAUUCGCUGGAGAGAAAGUGUGGCUACUCUUAAACAAGCUGGAAACAUGCUGCCUGGUGACGUUCUUUUGGUAACAGCAUUUAUUUCUUAUGUCGGUUGCUUCACUCGGAAAUACAGAAUUGACCUACAAGAAAAAUAUUGGCUUCCUUACCUGAAAAAGCUAGAUCCACAAAUUCCACUUACACUGGAUGUGGAUCCCUUGACUCUACUAACUGAUGAUGCUCAGAUUGCCAAGUGGAACAAUGAAGGCCUACCAAGUGAUCGAAUGUCUGCAGAAAAUGCAACAAUCUUGACCAAUUCAACUCGUUGGCCACUUAUGAUAGAUCCGCAGCUCCAAGGAAUUAAGUGGAUCAAAAAUAAAUAUGGAGAAAGCCUAAAAAUUGUUCGCUUAGGGCAGAAAAUGUAUCUUGAAGUGAUUGAAGGGGCUCUGUCAAAUGGGGACACUGUAUUGAUUGAAAAUAUUGGUGAAUCAAUUGAUGCUGUUCUGGAUCCAUUAUUGAGUCGAAAUCUGAUAAAGAAAGGAAAAGCUAUAAAAAUUGGUGACAGGGAAGUUGAUUAUAAUCCAAACUUUCGACUAAUUUUGCACACCAAGUUGGCAAAUCCUCAUUAUAAACCUGAAAUGCAAGCACAAACAACUCUGAUUAAUUUUACUGUUACAAGAGAUGGAUUAGAAGAACAGCUAUUAGCGGAGGUUGUAAAAGCUGAACGCCCAGAUCUAGAGAAACUGAAGGCUGACCUCACUAAGCAACAAAAUGAUUUCAAAAUUACACUUAAAAUGCUUGAAGAUGACCUCCUGCAUAGGUUAGCUUCUGCAGGAGAAAAUAUUUUGAAGGACACAGCCCUAGUGAUAAAUCUGGAGACCACAAAGAAGACUGCAGCAGAAAUUGAGAUAAAAGUUUCUGAAGCUAAGGUAACUUCUGUUCAGAUUGACGAAGCCAGAGAACAGUACCGCUCAGCGGCUACAAGAGCAUCACUGCUGUACUUUAUUUUGAAUGACCUGCACAAAAUAAAUCCAAUAUACCAGUUUUCACUGAAGGCUUUCAGUGUUGUCUUUUAUAAUGCAAUGAUGUGUGCACGUAAAGAUGAUAACAUUCAGAAAAGGGUAUUCAAUCUCAUUGACAGCAUAACAUUUGGUGUUUAUAUGUAUACAAGUCGGGGACUUUUUGAAUGUGACAAAUUAAUUUUUAUGGCUCAGAUGGCUAUUCAGAUUCUUUUAAUGGAUAAUCAGAUAGACCCAGCAGAACUUGACUUUUUGUUACGAUAUCCAGCAAACCCUAAUGUUACCAGCCCUGUUGAUUUUCUUACUAAUCUGAGCUGGGGUGGGAUCAAGACACUUUCUGCAAUGGACGAAUUCAGAAAUCUCGACCGUGACAUAGAAGCUUCAGUGAAGCGAUGGAAGAAAUUUGUGGAAUCAGAAACACCUGAGAGAGAGAAGUUUCCUCAGGAGUGGAAGAACAAGUCAGAAUUGCAACGGUUAUGUAUGUUGAGAGCUUUGAGGCCUGACAGAAUGACAUAUGCUAUGAGAGUAUUUAUUGAGGAAAAAUUAGGCAGCAAGUACAUUGAAUCAUGGACUAUUGAAUUUUCAAAAUCAUAUGAAGAAAUGAGUUCAAGCACACCAGUGUUCUUUAUAUUGUCACCAGGCGUUGAUCCACUAAAAGAUGUAGAAAAAGUUGGAAGGAAACUUGGCUUUACAUUUGAUAAACAUAAUUUUCACAAUGUCUCUUUGGGUCAAGGCCAGGAAGUUGUUGCUGAGGAAGCAAUGGACAUUGCUGCUAGGGAAGGGCAUUGGGUUAUACUACAGAAUAUUCAUCUCGUCAAGAACUGGUUGCCAUAUUUGGAGAAAAAAAUGGAACAUUGUGCUGAAAUAGCACAUCCCAACUUUCGUCUUUUCAUGAGUGCAGAGCCAUCACCUGAUCCAGCUUUCCACAUUAUCCCUCAAGGAAUUCUGGAGUCUUCAAUAAAAAUUACUAAUGAGCCACCCACAGGAAUGCUUGCAAAUCUUCAUAAAGCCCUUGAUAAUUUUUCACAGGAGACACUUGAGAUGAGCACCAAAGAAGCAGAGUUUAAAGCUAUAUUAUUUUCUCUCUGUUACUUCCACGCAGUAAUAGCAGAACGUCGAAAAUUUGGGCCACAAGGCUGGAACAGAAUUUAUCCUUUCAAUGUUGGUGAUUUGACAAUAAGUGUGAAUGUCCUGUAUAACUAUCUUGAGAAUAGUGCAAAAGUACCAUGGGAAGAUCUUCGUUAUCUGUUUGGAGAAAUAAUGUAUGGGGGUCAUAUUACCGAUGACUGGGAUCGUCACUUGUGUCGAACAUACCUUUCAGAGUACCUACGACCAGAGCUCCUUGAUGGUGACCUCUCUUUGGCACCUGGUUUCCUAGCACCUCCAAAUACAGAUUUACAAGGUUAUCAUAAUUACAUUGAUGCUUACCUGCCAGCAGAGACGCCAUAUUUAUAUGGGCUGCAUCCAAAUGCAGAAAUAGGUUUUCUGACUACCACAUCAGAGACCUUGUUUCGUACAGUUUUAGAAAUGCAACCUCGUGAGGCUGGAGCAUGUGGUACAAGCACUCUUACACGAGAAGAAAAGGUUAAGCAGGUUCUCGAUGAUAUAUUAGACAAACUACCUGAAGGCUUUAACAUAGCUGAAAUUAUGGCUAAAGUAGAAGAGCGAACACCAUAUAUAAUAGUUGCAUUCCAAGAAUGUGAAAGAAUGAAUAUUCUGUCGUCAGAAAUGAAGCAAUCUCUGAGGGAACUGGAUCUUGGACUUAAGGGUGAACUGACUAUAACAACAGAUAUGGAGGAAUUGGAAGCAUCUCUUUUUAUGGAUCAGGUCCCGGCAAGGUGGACAAAACUUGCUUAUCCAUCCAUGAUGACAUUAGGUCCUUGGUUUGCCGAUUUUAUGCUAAGGCUACGUGAACUAGAAGGGUGGUCAACUGAUUUCCAGUUGCCAUCAUCUGUUUGGCUUGCUGGUUUCUUUAACCCACAAUCAUUCUUAACUGCAAUUAUGCAGUCUACUGCAAGAAAAAAUGAAUGGCCUUUGGACAGAAUGUGCCUUCACUGUGAAGUAACAAAAAAGCAAAAGGAGGAAUUUACAACUCCACCUAGAGAAGGUGCAUACAUUCACAGUCUUUUCAUGGAGGGAGCAAGAUGGGAUCCGCAGACUGGAGCCAUUGUAGAAGCUCGUUUGAAAGAACUAUUUCCUACUAUGCCUGUUAUUUUCAUUAAGGCUAUAACACAAGAUAAGCAAGAUCUCCGUAACAUGUAUGAGUGCCCAGUCUACAAAACACGUGUACGGAAUCAAACAUAUGUUUGGACAUUUAAUUUGCGAACACGUGAGAAACCAGCAAAAUGGACUUUGGCAGGAGUUGCUAUUUUAUUACAAAUAUAAUCAUAUAUUAAUAACAUCUUAUA
Schistocerca americana (American grasshopper) is the source of this 13676-nucleotide messenger RNA. RefSeq names its product dynein beta chain, ciliary-like. The record is from RefSeq and is a predicted model, not a curated record. Gene Ontology annotation, biological process: microtubule-based movement. Gene Ontology annotation, cellular component: dynein complex. Gene Ontology annotation, molecular function: ATP binding; dynein light intermediate chain binding; dynein intermediate chain binding. NCBI's taxonomy places the organism in Eukaryota, Metazoa, Arthropoda, Insecta, Orthoptera, Acrididae. Bases 1 to 13653 code for a protein of 4550 amino acids. The transcript is spliced from 49 exons.